Messenger RNA from Eurytemora carolleeae, 1606 nucleotides. RefSeq lists its product as uncharacterized. Bases 24 to 1064 code for a protein of 346 amino acids. The record is from RefSeq and is a predicted model, not a curated record. Lineage: Eukaryota; Metazoa; Arthropoda; Copepoda; Calanoida; Temoridae. The transcript is spliced from 11 exons.
AAAAUUAAACGCUUUUAGAUAAAAUGGGAUUAGGUUUCAGUCGGCAGGGUGAAGAAGAUGAGCCUGAUGAGCCUGUAGUGGUCAAUGAUCAUAACAUUCAGAUAGACGAAGAUAUAGAUUCAUUGGAGGAGUUCAAGAAGCAGGAGAGAGAGGAAGAAGAGGAAUCAAUUCAAGACAUUUCUUUUGAGGACGUCGACAAUAUUAACACAGAGGAGGAACCUAGUCCAGUGAGCUACCGAACCCUGGUAUAUAUGGUUGUGUGGGCCUGCAUGAUGUUCUGGAUGUUAACUCUGGGCUUCGUCAUGAUCACUGACAAUACGGCAACCAUUGGCGUUGAUCUCAACACUUCAAACAGGAGAUCUCAUACCUUGGAGAACUUAAAUAAGUUUAUAGGUUUGAUUGGCUCCUUCAUAAUUGCUCCGCUACCGAUGUUGUUUCCUCCUUUGUUUCGAAGACUACGGAUGAGAUUCUACGUGAGGAUGAUAUUUGGCGCUGUGGUUAUCCUCUUUUACCUGUUCACCUUCCUAACAGUUGUAUCCUGGAUACUCCUGGUUCAAGGUGAGAAUAUGAGAAGGUUGGCAACUACUAUAAUCCUAGAGUUAUGUGGCUCAGCCUGCGUUAUCAUCGGUUACUGUUCCAUCUUAAGAGAUGAAUGGUUCCGGCACCAGAACUCGAGAUACAGGUUCGAGAAUACAGAUGGAGGGUUCGAGUUCGAGCUUCUAGUUUUCAUUGGAACUGUCAUCAUCUUUAGUCUGGAGAGUGGACUUGUAGGAACUAAACAUAGACAUGAAGCAGAUCUAGAUCUGCAGGGGAAGGUUUCAACCCAUUUUCAAAACAUUCUUCCUUAUUAUCUUCAAUGCUGGCUUUUUCUAAUCUUUCUACAACACUACUCCAGGUUCCAUGUUGGUUGGUUUACGUAUAGACGGUGUAGACUGGAAGUUGAGAGAGAACUCAACCUUGCUAUGCUCAGUCCUAUACAACAGAAUAUCCUACGGAAACAGCCUCUUACCAAACGAAUUAUUGAAGGGAUGCUCUCAGUUCCAUUGUUUAGAAGAAGAUUGUGAUCAUCUUAAUCUGAAAACUCUUCUAUAAUCCUAAUCCAUUUCAUGAGUGGAUAAAUUCAUUAAGAGAUCAUAUACCUUCUUGGUUUAAACAUUUCUGUGCUUAUGUUUUGCUCCGAUAGGUUGUUAUGCUAAUGCUAGUUUAUAUUCUCUUUUUUAUGAAGUUGAGCCAAGUCGCUGAACUUUCUACCGUUGAUUCAAAUGCCUGUAUAGUUCUGGCAGUUUAGUUGUUUAGAUAAGAACAUGCAGACGAAAACUGAAUCACCGAUUCAAGAUCCCAUGCUCUAUAGAUGAUAACUAGUAACUAAGUAAAAGUAUUUGAAUCUUCGGUAGGCAAUUCAGCGACCUUGCUCAAAUUCAUUAAAUUCGAUCCUAGAAUAUUUUCUAAAUUUGAUCAAAGAUUUAUUGUAAACAUGAAUUAAAAAUUAUUCGUUGAUAACUACGAAACUUGUCCGUUGAUUUUAGAAACCUCAAAAUUUCAGCAUGAAUUAAUUUUAUGAAUUUCAGAUAAUAUUUGUUGACUACUAGCUUUUAUGUAAUUAAUU